AUGAAUGGGGAGCGAUCUUGCGGCCCGGAUGGUCCACCGCCCGGCUGGAGACGCCAGCGGUGUCCCGAGCACACUGUCGGCGCGCGGCUCUCAAGUCAACUCUCACGCACUGCAGCCACCGAGCCCUUCAAUGGCGCCGCUCCUUCACCUCACAACUCUCUCUUCUCCACCGAUCCACCCUUUCUCAUCGCUUUGUCAAGAUCUCUUGUAGGUGUCUUUGAGGAGGAGGAGGAGAUCUCAGAUGCGGGCAUGACGGCCUAUGCUGCCAGGCGGAGACGCCGGCCCGGUUAUCUCGAGCGACGCUGCGGAGAGGGUGCGAAAAAGGCCGGAAUGACGGGCGAGAGGCGACGCCAGUUCCGCGGGGAACGUUGGACAAGAUCCUCCGCCCGGAGCAGGCCUUCCUUCCACAUUUAUCACAUCUUCCUCCGAGCCGGAGGCUGCAAUAAUCGGCCUUCGACCCCCAUCUUCGCCAGCCUUCUCCUGUCCUCCCGGCGUAUCCCGCACGGAUGCAUCGCAGAUUCUGAGAUCGAUUGGUCCCUGUUGUAG
Molecule: messenger RNA, 546 nt
Organism: Puccinia triticina
Lineage: Eukaryota; Fungi; Basidiomycota; Pucciniomycetes; Pucciniales; Pucciniaceae
Exons: 3
Coding region: 1-546 (181 amino acids)
Source: RefSeq, a predicted model, not a curated record